AUGCCCCCUCAGAAGAAGUACAUUUGCGGGUUUUGCGCCAAGGCAUUUACUCGAUCGGAACAUAAACAGCGCCACGAGAGAUCCCAUACUAAUGAAAAACCAUUCCAUUGCUUGCACUGUACUAGCUCCUUUGUUAGGAGAGAUCUACUCCAGCGGCAUUGUCGAACCGUGCACCAAAGUCGCAGCCAACCCCACGACCGCGAUCUUCUUGCUGGAGGUGGUGCUGCUACAAACGGCGACGGUCACGUGACGGAACCUCCUACGCUGAGGCUGCGGCUGCAGCUGCAGCAGUUGUUACCGCCACUACCACAGUCGACACCAAUGCAACAUCUGACGAGCACGCCUCGGCAAUUCACUGACCCAAAUCAGAUGUUUUCUCCACUGCAUCCUGAUGGUGCCAAUUCAACACAACAGCAACCGCAACCGCAACCGCAACAGCAACCGCAACUACAUCUGCACUCGCAACUGCAGCUGGAUUUUGCAGCCAUCUUGUCCCCGAAAAGUACUGCCGAUGGAGAAACUUAUCGACUGAGUAAAAAACGCAAGAAAUCUGAAAGCUUGGACUCGCCGAGAAGAGCAUCGGCGUCAACGAGAAAAGACCAUGAAUUGAUUAGUCUCUUGUCAAUCACAAAAAAAUUGGACAAGUUGAUAAGCACCUAUGAAGGCACGCAGCAGCAGACGCACACCUCUUUGAUUUGCGAAGGUUUCCUCAUUGGCUACGUUGCCAUACAAAAACACGCGUUGAAUUUCCCAAUCUUUGAUCAAGUAUUGAAGGAUUUGAUCCACUAUCUCAACACGUUUGUUCAUCUCGAUAGAAGCGCUACCAAGUACCACCCUAAACGCCACCACCACCACCACCACUCCAAACAACCCCCUGCCACGUCGUUGUCAUUGCCGCUAUCAUCAUCAUCGUCUUCUUCAUCAUCUUCAUCAUCUUCAUCGUCUUCAUCAUCGUCGUCAUUGUCAUCCCCCGCGUCACCCUCGAGUGAAGUGAAUCUUUUCAAAAUUGGCGUUAUUUAUUCAAUCAUCUCAUUAGGGUGUAUCAUCAAUAAACAGCCGAAUGAAGCACUAGUAUUUUUCAAAAAGGCAUGGAUCCUUCUUAUCAAGAAACUCAUCCCCAGAUAUAACAAUCGGAAUGUUUCAUUUGACCAAAUUGAAAUCACCAGCAGUUUAUUCUUGAUAUCGUUUUUGUACCUUCAUUACGACUUGGAAAUCUACAACAUCAACGAGACCCCCUUGGAUAGCAACGAUGAAGACCCCGAGAACCGAGUCUACCUCAACAACAAGGUGAUUCUAGAUUAUCUCGACCAAAUAAGCUUCAUAAUAAUCUCCAAUCUCACCGAUUUCAGCAACCCAAAGGAAAAAAUCGUGGACGGGAAUAUCAAGUUGUUUUGGAGCGUCUACAUUAUCCUAUCGACUUACUUACACGAUAGAAUUCCCAAGAUUCAUGAGCAUUUCAUGCACAAAGUUGUUGGUAGUCGCGGCGAGGAGGAGGAGGAGGAGGAGCAGGAGGAGGAGCAGGAGGAGAAGCAGCAGCAGCAGCAGCAGAGCCAGGAGAUGACGCUCGUGCAAAUGAUGCACAGGUUCUCAAAACAACAUUGCUUGAUUGAAGAAGAGUUUCUCAAGAUGAUUAUUGUUUCGGCAAUAACCAAUGAGUUGAAAAUACGCUAUUAUGCACCAACUUCGAAAGAGGGCAGCAAGGAUCUUCGUGUGUAUGACUCAAAAAACACCUUGCACAACUCGGUUAUUCUCAUCAACAAGUCGAUCAAUUUUUUCCCGCAAUGCCAGGAGACCCACAAUAACUCCAUCGAGGUGAAGAUGUUUGAAUUGUUUAGAAAACACUUGAUUGUGUCGAGUCCUUUGAAAUUCCACGAAUUGCUCAGCAAUUACCUUUUCCUUCCUGAAAAUUUCUACAAUUGGCAAUUGAUCCAUUCGACAUUGAAGGAAACCACAUUAAACUUCCCGCUCAACGAAACACUACGCGCGCUUGUACAAGACCAAUCAUUUUUCCUCAGCGUAGAGAAAACCCUUCGCCAAUUUUUAAGUUUCAAGACAAUUUCCUUGGAUAUCAACAACAACAUUUCAAUUGUCUCGAUUCCAAUCAUCUUUUUUGCCAAGUUUUUGGACCUUGGCAUUCUCAAGAGUCUCGACGAUUUCAAUCUCCUCCAAUUGCAGAGCAUGUUUUAUUUGAUCACCGAGUGGUAUAUCGUGAUGAACAAGGUCUUGAUCAUGGUGUGGUGCGACGAUUUCUGCCCUUUUGAAGAGGACUACAUCUUGCAAACGCUUAUCUUUAUGAUCUUGGACGAUAAGUCAGCUUCGCUUCUACAGAAGUUGAAAAUUGAAAGCAAUUCAAUCACAUCGCCGCCCCCGGACGCUGAAGAUGAGUUGAAACUCAACAAGAAGUGGUUUUGGAUGAUCAAGACUAAGCUAGACCGCAUUUUCGAGCAAUGGAUAUACCAUGUAAAGGCCAGGCUCGUGCAAAAAGGCUUUGGAGGAGAAGAGCAGCAGGGGUUGACGAUGUGCACUCUUUUGAUUAGCAAGUUUUUCAAUGAAUAUCUUGCGUUAGAGGAAGACCUUGUUUUCAAAGAGGCCGACAUUGACUUUCGUCCACCAGCAGGAACCGCACCAGCAGAAACAGCACCAACAGCAGCAAUGACAGCAGUACCAGCACCAGCACCAGCACCAGCACUAGGAACAGCACCAGCACCUACAGCACCUACAGCGACGACAAACGCAAGCACACCAAACCUCAACCAUAGCAUCCGUAACGAGAGAAGCCUCUCAAUUGCAUCUUCAACCAACAUGAACCCUUCGUUGAUCAAUUAUAGCAUACCUUUACCACAGUCGCGCCAGCAAAGCAUCACCACCGCGUUAAUGACGGGCUACGGCUCUUUUUCAUUUGGAUCAACAGCAGCAAUGAUGAGCCCCUUGAACCAUUUCGACAAGAGAAACUCAGUUGUCUCCAAUGAUUCAAGCAUCACCACCACCACCAACGGUGGCGGCAUGGCUUCCACGGCAAUGAGACAUAGCAUCAGCUCACAGUCGCAUCAGCUGAGUGUACAUGGUUUAUAUCUGAGCCAACAUACCCCUUAUAAUUAUGCACCCAUGCCUCAGACUCAGCCUCAGCCCCAGCCACUAACUCAGAUACAGCCGCAGCUGCAGCCGCAGCCUCAACUGCAGCUACAUCAACAGGUGGUGAGGGAUUUGGUGUUGCCUCCGUUGAGCAGUGAGCGAGUCAAGGAGAAAAACGGGAUAACUCAUAGGGGUUAG
This is a messenger RNA of Lodderomyces beijingensis, 3270 nucleotides long. Lineage: Eukaryota; Fungi; Ascomycota; Pichiomycetes; Serinales; Debaryomycetaceae. The record is from the annotation of a GenBank genome assembly.